Molecule: messenger RNA, 3003 nt
Organism: Vigna angularis (adzuki bean)
Lineage: Eukaryota; Viridiplantae; Streptophyta; Magnoliopsida; Fabales; Fabaceae
Product: receptor-like protein EIX2
Exons: 2
Coding region: 645-2636 (663 amino acids)
Molecular function (GO): protein binding
Source: RefSeq, a predicted model, not a curated record
CAUUUUAUAAUAUCAAGACAAAUUCAGAAUGUUACAAGUGUAGAGUUCCAUUCAAUCAAGGUUCAGACCAUGAAUACAUUUCCUCCUCUGCUUGCAAUCAUCUUUGCCUGUUUGCUAUGUACAAUCAUGUUCUAUACUGGCAAUUGCAACUCCAAUAUUCGCUGCAACAAGAAAGACAAGGAUGCUCUCUUAAAGUUCAAGCAAGGAAUCGAAGAUCCAGCAGGUGUGCUCUUUUCAUGGUCAACUCAACACGAUUGUUGCGAAUGGAAAGGAGUCAUGUGUGACAAUUUCACGAGUAGAGUCACUCAACUCAGUCUUCCUUGUUACACAACUCCUCCAACUUACACUGAUAAAAUAGAUAAAUCACACUGCCUCACAGGUUCCAUUUACCUAUCCUUGUUUGUCCUGGAGUUUGAAUUUCUAUAUCACUUGAAUCUGAGUAAUAACAACUUCUCAACUAUUCAAUUUGGUUCUCAUGUGUAUGCCCGAAAUUGCCAUAAUCUAUCUACUGCUACUCCUUCCCAUCGAUGUGUAAACUCUUCAGAUCUUCGUUAUCUUGAUUUAUCGUUCAACUUUUAUGCCAAGACCAGUCUUCAAUGGCUUUCUCAUUUUUCCUCCUUGAAAUAUCUUAACCUCGAUGCCACAUGCAUCAUUGUCAUCUUAAAGACUUGAGUCCGUAUCUUCAAUUUGCCAAUUUUACAGCACUCAAAGUUCUUUCUCUUCCUGGAAAUGAUUUUAGGUCAGUGUUACCAAAAUGGCUAUUCAAUUUAAGUAGUGGUAUCUCUUCCAUUGACCUAGGGUCAAAUUUUUUACAAGGUCAACUACCUAAGGCGAUGUUAAAUCUUCGACACUUGGAAAUCUUGAACUUGCACGGCAAUUACUUCAACGGACCAAUUCCACAUUGGUUAGGAGAAUUUGAACAUCUGAGACAUCUUAAUCUUAGAAAAAACAUGUUUUCUGGAUCUAUUCCCACAAGUUUGGGAAAUCUAUCAUCCUUAGUUUUCUUGGCGGUCAACUCAAAUAGAUUGACGGGAGUUGUGUCUGAGAAAACUUUUGCCAGACUGUCAAAAUUGAAGAAGUUAGGCAUAUUCAUAUCACCACCAUUAAUCUUUGAUUUUGACUCCAACUGGAUUCCUGCCUUUCAACUUGAGCGAUUAAAUCUUGCAUUUUCAGGAACUAAAUUUCCUGAGUGGUUAUACACACAAAAGUCUCUUGAAUCUUUAAGUAUUUAUGAAUCAUCAUUUGAGGGUAGCGAAAAAUUUUGGAAUUUUCUGUCAAGAAUGAAAGAAGUGAAUUUAGAACAGAAUUCGAUAGAUGGGAACUUGUCAAACGUGUUGUUGAACUCUGCUUUCAUAUCUUUGUCAUCAAAUGAUCUGAAGGGUUGGUUGCCUCGAUUGUCAUCGAACGUGGUCGUUGUACGGUUGUCAAACAACUCAUUAUCAGGAAACUUGUCUUCUCUCUUGUGUGAUGAUGAGAUGUUGAAUGGGAAAAGUAAUUUGGUGUACUUGGACGUAUCACUUAAUCGUCUGUCGGGAGGACUUACAAAUUGUUGGGGAAACUGGAAAUCAUUGGUUCAUGUUAAUUUGGGAAGCAAUUAUCUAACAGGCAAGAUAUCACCAUCAAUGGGCCUGUUGCCUAAUCUCACAUCAUUCCAUCUACAUGAAAAUAAGCUCUAUGGAGAAAUUCCCUCCUCGCUGAAAAAUUGUCACUCUUUGUUAAUCUUCAAUGUUCGGGAAAACAACUUUUCAGGAAAUAUACCAAAUUGGAUACCAGAUGCUGCAAAAGUUCUCCAAUUAAGAUCCAAUCAUUUUACAGGAAAUAUCCCACCACAUAUAUGCCAAAUGUCUUCCCUCAUUGUUUUGGAUAUUGCAGAUAACACAAUCUCAGGACAUAUACCCAACUGCCUUCACAAUAUCACAGCCUUAGUUUCCGGCAAAACUUCAGUCCACAUGCUUUCUUUUUUCUUUCCCUUGCCUGAUGGUCGCUACUACACCUUUGAAGACAAUCUUGAGCUGGUUACAAAGGGUCAAGCAAUAAAAUACGGAAAAAACCUGCACUUUAUGAACUUAAUUGAUUUGUCAAGUAACAAUAUUUCUGGAGCAUUACCUCCACAAAUGUUUAGACUCCUUGGAUUAUGUUCCUUGAACUUGUCCCACAAUAAAUUAACCGGAAAAUUUCCAAAUGAGAUUGGAAACAUGAACCAGUUGGAGUCCCUUGAUUUUUCAGCAAACCAACUUUGGGGUGAAAUUCCCCAAACUCUAUCAAAUCUGUCCUUUUUGAGUUACUUAAACCUGUCAUUCAACAAUUUCACGGGCAAAAUACCAUCAGGAACACAGCUCCAAGGUUUCGGUGAACUUAGCUAUAUCGGUAAUACUUAUCUUUGUGGACCUCCACUUACAAAAACAUGCUUCCAAGAUUAUGUAAAGCAAAUAAAAGAAGAUGAGGAUAAAUCUGAAUUUUGGUCAUGGUUUUAUACUGGAACAGAAACUGGAUUUGGCAUGAGUUUUUUGGGAGUGUGUUGUGCCCUUUUCUUAAAUAGAAAAUGGAGGCACGCUUACUUCAAGUUUCUCUGUCGUUUGAUAGAUCGACUUUAUGUUAUGGGACUCAUCACUAUAAAUUCCUUCUCUUUUGCGUAGUGGCAUUCCUCAUUCUUUAGAAGGGAAUAAGUCAUCAAGUGGGAGAGAAAACAAAGACAGUGAUGCAAUUUUGAUGGCAACAGCGACCACUCACUGUCCAUUAGCUCAAGAUUUAGAUUUUGUUUUUAUUCCAUCGGCAGACUGCGAUUAUACUUCUAGACUUCUCUUUUAUUUCUUUAUUUUCCCACGUAAGGAUCUUACAGUAUUACGUAAUUAAUGGCGUUAAUCACUACAGCAUUAUCUUCUGAAGAUGCAUCCAUUUUCAUUUUCAAAAACCUUUACUUUACUCUCCCAAUUUAAGUUUCUUGUCCGUUUACAAUCAUAGUAUUUUGUUUUUAUCUGAAAACUCUUUAAUUUAUCUGCCAAA